Paramisgurnus dabryanus is the source of this 2162-nucleotide messenger RNA. RefSeq names its product ring finger protein 183 (gene rnf183). Gene Ontology annotation, molecular function: ubiquitin protein ligase activity. Lineage: Eukaryota; Metazoa; Chordata; Actinopteri; Cypriniformes; Cobitidae. Gene Ontology annotation, biological process: protein ubiquitination. The record is from RefSeq and is a predicted model, not a curated record.
AUAAGGUAUUCAUGUUGAUAGAAAGAUCAGGCUUUUACACCUGAAAUGUACACCUAGUGGAAUAUGUGCGUCUGGAGCCAAACAAGCUUGGGGAGCACCUGAACAUUCGGGUUCUUCUGUUAUUCAACUUAUAGGCUUGCCGAAUCAGCUGCCAUCCACCACACUUUCCAUUCCUCUGGAUCUGCUCCCAUAGAUCUCCAGCGCCAUCAUGAGUGACGAUAAAGAGGGACAAGGUGAGGACAAAGGUGCCAAAAAAGAACCAAAGCUUGACAGCAAGGGCAGCUUCAACUUGAAGGCCAGCAAACUUCUUAGAAGAAGUCGAAGUAACGACUCAGAAAACCACUACCGCGAGAGCCGGCGAGGAAGAGAACAGGACAGGAAACAGGACGUUAAGAGACCACGGGGUCGCAGCGAGGAGAGGAGAAGGCCACACUAUGACCCAGAACCAAAUAACCCCGAGAAGGAGCAAGCUACGGAUGACCUGGAGGACCUCGAGUGCAUCGUGUGCUUCUGCAACUUCGACAAUGUCUUUAAAGCCCCCAAGUUGCUUUCCUGCGGUCACACGUUCUGUCUGGAAUGCCUCGCGCGUAUCAACGUGAAUUCGGCCGAGCUCAAGACGCUCACGUGUCCCAUUUGCAGAGAGCCGACGGAAAUCCGCCACGGCCGAGAUCUGCCACAUCUGGGAAAUAAUGAGGACAUCUUCCGCAAGCUUCCCCCCGACAUGCAGAGGGUACUGUCCGUACGCUUCCAAAGAAGUAAGGGCAAACUGGUCCUCAAAAAAAAUUCCUCAGGCCCCGUCAAGACCACUUUGAAUAUACCAGUGUUUAAAAAGAAAGAAGAGCAGGUACCCAAUUACCCCCUCGAAGCCAUGGAGGAAGGGCUCGGCUCAGCGACUAUGAUCAAUGUAGGGAGACCUCCUAGCAGGAUGAGAAGUCAUAUGAGAAGGUUUCUGUAUUCCAACCAGUGCUACUACACAACAGUGGCGGGCAUUAUAGCGGUCACUGUAGCUCUUAUGCUAGUCGGGAUCUUUACCUUUGUGAUUAUGCCCCAUGUGAGACCAGUAGGAAACUCUAACAUUACCCCAACCGAAAGGCCUUGAUGGAUGAGAAAUGACACAAUGGUUGAAGAUUAAAAACAAAGCAAGUUGGAUUCUUGGUGGAGCCCAGUCCAUUACACAAUGCUGUAUGGAGUACAAUACGUUGUUGCUUUUAUGUUUGCGUAUAUGUGAAAUGCUACACAAUAGACAUGAACUGGAUAAACAAUAAAAUAUUUUACAGAGUAAUUGUUAUGCAAAGGUCUCUGGGAACGAGAGGUGGCAAUGACGUCUUUCUGUCGAUGACGUUUGGUGUUUAUUGAACUGUGAAUUCAUUUAAUUAUUGGUUAAAAAUAUUUUUUUUCUGAAAGGGCUGGAUCUGGUUAGAAAAAAAUAUGUACAAUAUCACAUGAAGAAAAUCUUUCUAAACAAUGCUAUUGAUCUCCAUUCAAAGUAUACAUCGGAAAAAAUUAAUGGAAGGUGAUAAAAUGUUCCUAUUACUAAUGAGUAAUUGUUUUUACAUAUGCUGCAUAACGUAAUUACUAUAUUGUAACAUUUUAUGUUCUGCACUGUAUGUUCAUUAAAUGUCCUAUUAUUUUGCACAAAUGGGGAGAGGACAAAAUAACUAAACUUGUUUGCCCUCAUUCUCCAUGUGAGUAACCUUAACCUUCCCUGAGACUCAAACCUAUGACCUUGAAAUUGCUUGGCCAUGUGCUGUCAGUUGGGUCAUGUCACGCAAUAAUGAAACAUAUUUUGUUUUCAGUAGCGCACAUGAAGGGCUGUUUUGAGUUAUGCUGGUCAUGCAGGUUAAUGCAUAAAGAAAAAACUGACUUCAUGCUAGGAUAUAUACAAUAUACACAGAAGCUCCUGUAUAGCUGUGAGCAUUGUGUCAGCAUUGCAAAAGGUCAUUGGUUCGAACCCAAAGGACACAUGUUGACUAAAUGUACACUUUGUAAUGCACUGUAUGUUGUUUUGGAUAAAUGUGUGUGUGCCAAAUGUGUAAAUGUAAAUGAUACAACAAAUAACAGUGCAAUAUUAUUAUACACCGUAGCUUUCUGAAAUACUUGAUUGUAAUUUGGCAGUAGUUCAAACGUUUUUGAAUAAGGACCAAUAAACUGUUAAAUGAGAA